AUGAUGGCGCCGACCUACAGCCGCCCGCGCAGCCGGGCCUCCUCGCAGGGCAGCUCGUCCGGCCAGUCCGUCGUCCUCAACACCCCGCACGACCCCACGCCCGAGGACAAGCUCGGGCCGCACGAGCACGACGAGCUGCUGUCCCAGGACUCCCCCCGCAAGCCGCCCCGGCUGCCCGACAUCGACUACCAGCUGCCCUACGACUCCGCCCUCCCCGACAUCGACCUCCAGCGUCAGCUCCCGCCCCACCGCAACCUCCCCCCCACCUUCAGCGUCCAAGCCGACCCCCCCGCUCCUAAGGAGCCCGCCCCCUCCGUCGUCGUCAGGUUCAAAAGAGCCACGCGCGUGUUCUGGGCCGAAUUCUUCGGCACCGCCAUCCUGGCCCUCUUCGGCACGGCGGCGAACAACCAGGUGGCGCUGAGCAACUCGCCGCUUGUCUCCAGCGCGCCCGCCGGCUCGUACAUUUGUGUGGCGCUCGGAUGGGCCCUCGCUGUAAUGUUGGGCGUGUUCGUGUCUGCUGGAAUCAGCGGCGGCCACAUCAACCCGGCCAUCACCCUCUCCCUGGCUAUCUUCAGACGCUUCCCUUGGUACAAAGUGCCCGUUUAUUGGCUCGCCCAAUUCAGCGGAGCGGUAACUGGCGCAGCAUUCACGUACUGGAACUACUCGAGCGCCAUCAGUCUUUAUGAAGGCGGCGCCGGGAUCAGGACGAUCGAGAAGACGGGGGGCUUGUUCUUCACAAAUCCGUUGAGUGAUGCAUUACCUUACGCCUCCAACUAUCUCUGCUUCUACAACGAAGUGUUGAUGACUGCGAUCUUGAUGAUUUUCGUCGUAGCCACAGGCGACGAAGGCAACACCAGCCCCCCUAAAAACAUGGCACCUUUCGUCGUUUUCUGGGUGGUGUUUGGUUUGGCUUCCACCUUAGGAAUGCAGACUUCAUUCUCCUUGAACCCAGCACGAGACUUGGGCCCCAGAAUCGUCACUUGGCUUGCUGGCUAUGGCGGUGGAGUAUGGUCCGUUCGUUCGAGUUAUUGGUUUUCUGUGGCCAUCCUUGGACCAGUAUUUGGUGCCAUUUUGGGCUGCUUCAUCUACGACUUCUUCAUCGCCACCGAGAAAGUCCCGGACUGUGCUCUCCACCAGCCCAAAGACAUCCGCGGUCUCGUGAAGAAGUUCAGAGACGUCACGCCCAUCAAGGAUCCUGAGCAAACUAACUUGACCAAGUUCGAGCGGCAGAGACCCGCCCGAGUGGAGUUCCCUACCGGACGCCGCCACCCCACUCACGUGGACGAAGUCAGCAUCACUGGCAGCGCAAGAACCACUUCUCACCGGUACACAAACUUGACCCGCGGCUAA
Messenger RNA from Puccinia triticina, 1350 nucleotides. RefSeq lists its product as uncharacterized. Lineage: Eukaryota; Fungi; Basidiomycota; Pucciniomycetes; Pucciniales; Pucciniaceae. Gene Ontology annotation, molecular function: glycerol channel activity; water channel activity. Gene Ontology annotation, cellular component: plasma membrane. The record is from RefSeq and is a predicted model, not a curated record. The transcript has 18 exons. Gene Ontology annotation, biological process: water transport; glycerol transmembrane transport. The coding region runs from base 1 to 1350 and encodes 449 amino acids.